This is a messenger RNA of Gopherus flavomarginatus (Mexican gopher tortoise), 4079 nucleotides long. RefSeq names its product glutamate ionotropic receptor AMPA type subunit 4 (gene GRIA4). Lineage: Eukaryota; Metazoa; Chordata; Testudines; Testudinidae. Gene Ontology annotation, molecular function: transmitter-gated monoatomic ion channel activity involved in regulation of postsynaptic membrane potential; AMPA glutamate receptor activity. Gene Ontology annotation, biological process: synaptic transmission, glutamatergic; modulation of chemical synaptic transmission; monoatomic ion transport. The transcript has 10 exons. The coding region runs from base 377 to 1675 and encodes 432 amino acids. Gene Ontology annotation, cellular component: postsynaptic membrane; AMPA glutamate receptor complex; dendritic spine. The record is from RefSeq and is a predicted model, not a curated record.
GGGGGGAGAUAGCGCAUGUCUCAUCUCUCAGUGCAGCCACUAGACGCUCUCACCACCACCAAACUCUCCACCAUCUUUUGCAUGUGCAACAUUUGCAGCCGGACAGAAACCUCUCCCAGGGCUAUGGAGACUGCGGGAAAAAUCCAGCUCAGCAGGAUGGAUUGCUAAAAAAAACCAUUAAAAAAAUUAAAAGAAAGAAAAAAGGAAGGAGGAAAAAAAUCUCUUCUCUUUUCUCCCCCUCCCCUUUGAAUUCAUUUUUAUUCUUGAUUUUGUUUGUAGCCACCUCGUCCUCAAUGCCUCUCUGAGCAGCAUCUAGCGAGAGAGAGAGAGAGAGAGAAAGAGAGAGAUCAGGAGAUACAGAGAGGCAAAAGAGAAGAUGAGGAUUAUUUGCAGACAGCUUGUCUUCUUGUUUUCUGGCUUUUGCGGACUAGCAAUGGGAGCUUUCCCUAGCAGUGUGCAAAUAGGUGGUCUCUUCAUCAGAAACACAGAUCAGGAAUAUACUGCUUUUCGAUUAGCAAUUUUUCUUCAUAAUACCAGCCCCAACGCCUCUGAAGCACCUUUUAAUUUGGUUCCUCACGUAGACAACAUUGAAACAGCUAACAGCUUCGCUGUAACAAAUGCCUUUUGCUCCCAGUACUCUAGAGGAGUUUUUGCCAUUUUUGGAUUGUAUGAUAAGAGAUCAGUACAUACCUUGACCUCAUUCUGCAGCGCCUUGCACAUCUCCCUCAUCACGCCAAGUUUCCCCACAGAGGGCGAGAGCCAGUUUGUACUGCAGCUGCGACCAUCUUUACGGGGAGCUCUUCUAAGUUUGCUGGAUCAUUAUGAAUGGAACCGUUUUGUCUUCCUUUAUGACACAGACAGGGGUUACUCAAUACUUCAAGCUAUUAUGGAAAAAGCGGGACAAAAUAGCUGGCAAGUCAGUGCCAUAUGUGUGGAGAAUUUUAAUGAUGCCAGCUACAGGAGGCUUUUAGAAGACCUGGAUCGAAGACAAGAAAAGAAAUUUGUAAUAGACUGUGAAAUAGAGAGGCUUCAGAAUCUUUUAGAACAGAUUGUGAGUGUUGGAAAGCAUGUUAAAGGCUACCAUUACAUCGUUGCAAACCUGGGAUUCAAAGAUAUUUCUUUGGAGAGGUUUAUGCACGGAGGAGCCAAUGUAACAGGAUUUCAGUUAGUAGAUUUCAGUACUCCUAUGGUAACUAAACUCAUGCAGCGCUGGAAGAAGCUGGAUCAGAGAGAAUACCCAGGAUCUGAUAGCCCUCCAAAGUACACAUCUGCUCUGACCUAUGAUGGGGUACUUGUGAUGGCUGAAACAUUCCGUAAUCUUAGAAGGCAAAAAAUUGAUAUUUCACGGAGAGGGAAUGCUGGUGAUUGUCUUGCUAAUCCUGCUGCACCAUGGGGCCAGGGGAUUGAUAUGGAAAGAACACUCAAACAGGUUCGAAUACAAGGGCUGACCGGAAAUGUUCAGUUUGACCACUAUGGUCGCAGAGUCAACUACACAAUGGAUGUAUUUGAGCUGAAGAGCACAGGCCCUCGUAAGGUUGGUUACUGGAAUGACAUGGAUAAAUUAGUUUUGAUUCAGCAUGAACCUUCUCUUGGAAAUGAGUCAGCCAUUGAGAACAGAACAGUAGUUGUAACUACAAUUUUGCCUCUGAUGAAGAAUCCUAUUUUAAGAAAUUGAUCAAUGAAGAAAAGAGUCCCACGAUGCUGCGAACAUUCCUAACUCAGGCUCAAGUAUUAAUCUGCAGUGUAGUAACAUUGAGCUAAUUUUCCCAUAUGGAUUACUGUUCCUCUGACUGGAUGGCCAGGCAUUGAACCAUCAAGAAAAGCUCUGUGACUAUUCUGAAAUGGCUAGAACAGAUGAUGUUAACCUUCAACUUUGCCAAGCUGAGAAGAAAAUGAUGUGAAUAACAAGUUCUGAACUGAAAAUUUUCCUCUCAUACCAAUCCUGAUAUCUUUAAUUGGGGCUCCCAUAAAUGAACAGUGUAAUUUCUGUAAAUAGCCAAACUUAGGAGAAGCAAGUAAAAAAAUAUAAAAAGGAUGCCUGUUUGCCAAACGUAUACAAGGGGAGGGAGGGAAGGAGGGAGCUUUUUCAAUGUAUUAUUUUACCUGUCCUGUUUGCAUAUGUGCAUAAUAAAUGUUAUCUUUAACAGAAGUUUUCCAGUCCAUAUAUAAAAAGGACUGGUCGAUCAUUUUUCAAACCAAGAUGCUGAAUGAAUUUUACAAAGCAUGCCCAGUUUUCAUGCAGCAUGUCAUUUUGGAAUAAAUACAAUUAUCCGAAAAUAUACCUAUCAACCUAAAGUGACCCGCUCAAUGCUUUGAUAUCCAGAUGCAAAAUAAAUUUGAUUGGAAUAAAAAUGUAUGGGAAAAAUCUGUCUUUGGUUAGUUAUGCAUAUCUCCCAUUGACUUCAGUAGGAGCCGCAUAGUUGGCUCUGAAAGCAGAAUUUGACCCCCAGUUCUUAAUAGUCAUCUGCAAAGGCAACAGAUGUAGAAUCUACAAGCUCUUAAUCACACAAAAGCAACAUAUUAAACUACAGUGCAUUUCAGAAUCUUGUCAUUUUGCUCUUCCCUGUACUUUUCUCAUGUCGUAAAUGCCAGACAGAGAUUGGUGACCUCUUCACUGCCCUCUUGAUAUUGAAGUAAAGCUGAUUCAACGUACAUGAAAAAUAUAAUUUUGGUUGCAUGCGUUCCUUCCAGUAUUAAACUGAAAAGCUUCUGUGAUCAAUGCUGUCAAGUUUUUCAGUCUGUGGAAGACCGAUGUCUAGGCAUAGUAAAAGAUUUAAGAGUUGUCAGCAUGGCAUGCUUUAAUUUUUGUGUGAAGUAAUAGAGCACCGAUUAUUUCGCUUUACUAUCUUAUUUUGUAUGUGUCUAUGCUUAAUUUGCUGUAAUUUUACCUUUUAUUAUUAAAUAUAAGAUAUGUAAUAAAAGAAACUAGCUCUAUACCCAAACAAACAAGCUUGAUACUUUUGACUUUAGCAAAAUACUAUGGUCACCUGUAGUACAGUAAAUAUGCUUAGAUUUUAUUUUAAAUUUUUGAUUUAUCAUACAGAAAAGUACUCCUGGGAGAUUGCUAGAGUGAAAAAUUGAGACCUCUAUUCUAGUGAACAUUCUUAUUUAACUAAUAUUUAGUUUUAAUAUAAAAGGUUGCAAAAACUGGAAGAGUAUCAGAGGGGUAGCUGUGUUAGUCUGGAUCUGUAAAAGCAGCAAAGAAUCCUGUGGCACCUUAUCGACUAACAGACGUUUUGGAGCAUGAGCUUUCGUGGGUGAAUACCCACUUCGUCAGAUGCAUGUAGUGGAAAUUUCCAGGGGCUGGUAUAUAUAUGCAGGCAAGCUAGAGACAAUGAGGUAUAUACCUGCCCCUGGAAAUUUCCACUACAUGCAUCUGAUGAAGUGGGUAUUCAUCCACGAAAGCUCAUGCUCCAAAACAUCUGUUAGUCUAUAAGGUGCCACAGGAUUCUUUGCUGCUAAAACUGGAAGAGUGACAAACAAACAAAAUUGUUUAAAGCUAAAGAACUGCAUGGUACAGAGAGCUUUAAGCAUUUUUUCCAACAUAGUACUUCAAUAUAAUAUCAACUUAAUAGGUAUCAGAAGGCUAAGAGUGUAAAUUGCAAACCUUGAACCCAAGAAAUAUUGAGGUUAAAUAAAACAAAACCAAAGCCCCUUAAUGUCAUUUCUUGGUCAAGUACUUCUCAAGAAAUCCAUCCACAAACCAAUCGUACAUUUUAGAAUACUCAUUGACUUCAACAGAAGUUUUAUCUGAAUCAAUAAUGCAGAACUGAGCCAUUUUCUUGCAUAAAAAUCUUUUUUUCCACAUUAUAAUUUAUUUUUGCAGUGUUUUAGAAAGUGCAAAAGGGACUUCAUUAAAAUAGGCCAACCUUAACCAAACAGUGUGAAGGUUAGUGUUUUUUUUCUGACUUCCAUUAUUAAGUUAUGGGCAUUUUACUAUUCACAUCAAUCUGCAGGAAUGUAAUGUAAUGAUUUGUUUCUGUCUGGAAAGAUACUUGUUUCAGUCACCCACUUGUAUUUCAAAAUGUUAAGUAUUGUCAUAGAAUUGUGAAUAUAGAAGUAAAGCUUGUGUCAUUUUA